AUGAGCGAACUGAAGGACUGCCCGCCGCUCAAAUACUACGACUUCAAGCCUGUGGAGCACGUGAAAGUGUGUCCUCGCUACACGGCGGUGUUGGGCCGCUCGGAGGACGAUGGCAUCGGGAUCGAGGAGUUGGAUACGCUGCAGCUGGAGCUGGAGACGCUGCUGUCUUCGGCCAGCCGACGUCUCCGAGCGCUGGAAGAACAGAGACAGAUACUUACAGAUUGGCAGGACAAAAAAGGCGACAAAAGGUUCCUGAAGAUGGGGAAAGAAGUGGAUCCGGCCGCGUCCUCUCGUCAUCCCAAGCCUAAGAAGCCAAAGCUAGAAGGGAAGGCGGGUCACGGGCCCGGGCCCGGUCCAGGCAGACCCAAAUCCAAAAACCUGCAGCCCAAAGUUCAGGAGUAUGAAUUCAGUGAAGACCCGCAGGACAUACCCCGCAACCCCAAAAACGACGCUCCAAACAGAUUCUGGGCUUCAGUAGAGCCCUACUGCGCAGACAUCACCAACGAAGAGAUCAGAGUUCUUGAAGAGCUUCUUAAACCGCCUGACGAUGAAGCGGAGUACUACAAGAUUCCCGCUCUGGGGAAGCACUACUCUCAGCGCUGGGCACAAGAGGACCUGCUGGAAGAGCAGCGAGAGGGAGCGCGAGCCAACGAUAAGAAGAAAAGCAUGCUGGGUCCACUGUCCGAGAUCGACGCCAAGGACGUGGACGCCUUGCUGAAGAAGACUGAAUCCCAGCACGAGCCUCCGGAGGACGGCUGCCCGUUCGGACCCCUCACACAGCGCCUGCUGCAAGCUCUGGUGGAGGAGAAUAUCAUAUCCCCUAUGGAGGAUUCCCCCAUUCCAGACAUUCCAGUGAAGGAUGAUGGAGCCGGGACGUCGCCUCGCAGCCAGGGGAAAGCUUUCAGCGUUCCCCACACACGCUCUCUGGAGGCCCGGAUCAGGGAAGAGCUAGUGGCUCAGGGUCUGUUGGACUCAGAGGAGAGACUGGGUACAGGCGGAGACUCUGAGGACGAGGUGCUGGCCGAGCUCCAAAAGAGACAGGCCGAGCUCAAAGCUCUGAGCGCUCACAACCGAGCACGAAAGCAAGAGCUGCUUCGAUUAGCGCGGGAGGAGAUGAGGAAGCAGGAGCUGCGGCAGUGCGUCCGAGUGGCCGACAACGAGGUGAUGGAGGCUUUCCGGCGUAUCAUGGCCGCCAGGCAAAAGAAGCGCACUCCGACCAAGAAAGAAAAGGAUCAGGCAUGGAAGGCGCUGAAAGAGAGGGAGAGAAUCCUCAAGCAGCUGGACGGAUAAAGGAGGAAGCCGUGAACUUGAUCGCGUUUAGCGUAGAGUCACGGGGACCAGAGUUUUCAAACAAAACAGGUCUAACGUCAAGGGCUGGUUCUAGACUAAUCCUAGCACCAUGUAGAUGUAGCUCUAAUAACCCUUUUCCACCAAGACAGCGAUGGAUUAGGAGACGAAUUAUGAAAUAAAAAUGAGAGGUUUUUUUUGGUUGAUGGAUUGAGGUGUAGAAUUUUUCUCAUUAGGCUGGCUUUGACGAAAUAUUUUACCAUCCAUUGUCAAAACCUUCCGUAUCACUCUGUCUGUCACAGAUUAUUUCUUCCUCAGACGCAAGACCGUCGAUUUCUAUUUCUCUGCAGAAUUAAAUUCACGAAAUCAUUUGAAGACCAACAUUUCGUGGAAGUCAUCUACUAACGAAUACCACGACUCUCCGAGGGUCACUUGAGAAUCAAUGCACGAAAUUCGGGCGGAAAAUAAAACGCCAUCAUCUUUCGGACGCGAGACCGUUCUUAUUAAGAGAUAGAUCUUCCUAUUUCUAGCCUAGAACCAGCCCUGUACAUAUCCCAUUGAGCCACAUGAUGUGCACUAAGAAAUCGCUGAUACACUACUGUGAGGAAUCCUGUCACCACCACGACGCCGGGUCCCCGGACUUGUACGAAUCAGGUCUUCAGGUACGAGUGUCUGUUUGAUCGCCUGCGGCACCGUAACGUGAGCAAACAGGACCUUUGCUUUUGCGCUCGUAUCCUGACGUCUGAUGCAUCUGGAUCCUGGGGUCCCUUUACCAUGUUUGCCUUUUUUUUUUUUUUUUGUACAGUUUUCCGUAAGUAACUGUUACAGUCAGGUGAAAAAGUUGUAUUUUGGCACUGCAUGUGUUGCAUGUUCCUUUUCCUUAUGUUUCCGUUUUGAUUUCGAAUGCCGGAAUGUAAGAACUCAUUGGCCGGGAUAUUGUUCGCCCAUUUUUUUUGUUUUGUACAAAACACCAGGAUUUUGAAUUUUUUGUGAUUUUUAAAAAUAUUUUCCUUCUCAGUGCUGUUCCAUGCAAGCGAGAAAAAUAAAACAAACGUUUAACGAGA
Messenger RNA from Ictalurus punctatus (channel catfish), 2351 nucleotides. It is a transcript of the gene tada3l, whose product is annotated as transcriptional adaptor 3 (NGG1 homolog, yeast)-like. The coding region runs from base 1 to 1290 and encodes 429 amino acids. Gene Ontology annotation, cellular component: SAGA complex. Lineage: Eukaryota; Metazoa; Chordata; Actinopteri; Siluriformes; Ictaluridae. Gene Ontology annotation, biological process: regulation of transcription by RNA polymerase II. Gene Ontology annotation, molecular function: transcription coactivator activity. The transcript has 8 exons. The record is from RefSeq and is a predicted model, not a curated record.